UUUGUUUUCAUUCUUUCUGGAGGAGGGUGGAUGUCAGUCUGUGUUAUAUUCGCUCCGAGAUAAAUUAUGGAUUGAAUACGAAUAUAUUAUUUUGGAAUUCAAAUUUUCUUUUCAUUAUUUUUAAACAAUUCGUUAAAUACAUAGAUUAGGAUGUCUUUAAUCUAUGUUAUGCAUUCUUAUUUGUAGAUCAUUCCGCAGCAGGAAAAGACGUAGUAAUCUGUAUAAAAUUAAAAUUUAGAAAACAUCACUUUGAUUCUUUUGUAUUUAUUCUUAUUAUUGAUGUAAAAAAUUUAUAACCGGUAACAUUAAUUUUUUAUAUUGUCUCAAUAAUAUUCAAAAAUGAGUGAUUCUCCUCUUCGUCGUGUGGGAUAUUGGUGGAGCGAAAAGAAAAGCCGGAAAUUGAAUGCGGAAGAAUUAACUGCUGUGUGCCGAGCAGCCGGGCUUGAACUUGUUAAGCUGGAUAUGAAUCGAAGUUUUGAUGAGCAAGGGCCAUUUUCAGCUAUUGUCCACAAAAUGUCAGAUAUUCUUGUGCAAGCUAAAAAGGGUGAUCCACAAGCAAAAGCUGUGUGUGAAGCAAUUCAGGAUUACAUUGAUGCUCACCCUACAAUGGCGGUUAUUGAUCCGCUUGAAAAUGUUGAAAAGGUAUUGGGUCGUUAUGAGCAGUACCGGAUAGUGAAUGAAAGUGAAAUUUGUGAUGAAGGUGAUAUUUUUAUUCCUGCAUUUGUUGAAUUAACAAGUAUGAAUGUUCAAGAAAAUUUGACUAAGAUGAAGUCAGCUGGAGUUGAUUUUCCUCUUGUUUGUAAACCAACUAUGGCUCAUGGUUCUACUCGCUCCCACCAGAUGUGUAUCAUUUUCAAUGAAGAAGGCCUGAAUGAUAUAACUCCACCUUGUGUUGUUCAGAAGUUCAUUAAUCACAAUGCAGUGCUGUAUAAACUGUUCAUUAUUGGACAGGAGUAUUUUGUGAUUGAACGACCAUCUUUGAAAAAUUUCAGUGCUUGUGACCAGAAAACAAUAUUUUUUGAUAGUAAUGAAAUUUCAAAACCAAACUCAGUGUCGGAAUUGACGUCAUUGGAUGACAAUGAAUCAUAUACACCAACUGUUUGGCCAGAACAAAAGAAAAUGGAUAAUAUUGUGAGAGUUUUACAUAAAUAUCUUGGAUUGGAUCUACUUGGGAUUGAUGUUGUUAUUGAUAACAGAACAGGACAUUAUGCAAUCAUUGAUAUGAAUGUGUUCCCAGGUUAUUAUGAAGCUGACAAUUUCUACCAUUUGCUUACCAAUUUGGUGUUGAAUAAAAUACAUUGGAAAGAAUCUGGUAUGGUUGAAGAACCUUACAAGCCCAAAUUAAUUGACCACUUGUCAACCCCAGUGCUCAAAAUGGAAGAAAGCAAUAAAAAAUCCACAGAUGUCUUUAAUUUCUGGAAGGAUGUGAAACCGAAAAUUAUGGAUCCUCAUGCCACAGAUAGUAUCCAUCCAGUGAAACAAACCUUAAAUGUCAGUGAUCCCCCUGAAGCAGUGCAGUGCAUAGCAGAUAAACAUUUGCACGAUGUGCAGAAUGAGAUGCUUUUGUUUCAGAAACAAAAUGACGUGCAAGAAGAUUCAGGUGUGGAAACCUCCGAUUCCUGCGACGAGAAAAAAAAUAAAAUCUGUCACAGAACUGUCAAACAUCAGCAUUCCAAAAAGUAUGCAUCCAACUGCACAUCGCUCAAAGAAAUGAGAUGAUGGAAUUAAGUUCAGAAUCUUGUACUUAGCAUAAUGCCAAAUUUUUUAAAAGUCAAAUAUUACCGUAUAAAGCUGUAGUGAUCGAGAACUUUUAAUCAAAAUUUUGCUUUUUGCCAAGUACCAGAUUUCAGUCUAAAGUGUUUAUAAAGCAUAUUGAUGCAAAUUAACCAUUGCCAAAAGAUGUUUCUAAGAUAAUGUUAUGAGAGCUAUUGAAGUUUUUAAUAGGUUGUGCAUUUUUUUUUUAAAUUGUAAUUGUAGUGUAAUUUUUUUUGUAUUUAACCUUUUAUGUAUUUAUAUUAAAAUGCAGGAAUUAUAAGUUAGAGUAUUCUGAAUUCCAGUUAUUUUUUUAAUUGUAUAUCAACCAUUUUAUUAAAAAAUGGUAUGUGAUAAUUAACUAGUUAAUGUUGAAAACAUUUUUCAUUUUAAUACUUUUUGGAUAUUUUUAUCUUUAAAAAUUUGAUAUACUUAAUCUUAAUACCAUAUUGCAUUGUUGACUGAAGAGAGAUAUUGGAGGGGGGGGAGGAACUGUAGCAAACUAAUCUUUUUAUCAUCAGAAAUUUUCUUGUGUAUUGUAAGAAUUUCACUCCUACUGUAAAAAAUUGUUGACAUGAAUGCUUAAAUGAAUGUAGUUCUUUAAAUCAAAUAUGUAGGUAAAUUUAUGUUUUGCAUUUUGAUAAGGGCAUUUUACACAGUUCCAAAAUGAUGUCCAGUGUACUGUUUUAAUUUUGAUUGUUCAUAUCUGAUAAGAAAAAAAUUACUAUUGUAUGAUUCUGAUUUGGGUGAUAUAUAAGUUUCAUUUAAUUUUACAUGUUGAAAGCGUUUAUGUUGAAAAGUUACAUUUUUAUGUUUAAAUUGCCCACAAUUAAUCAGUAACAUUUUAUUUUGCAUUUAAAACUUGUUUCUAUAAUGAAACAAAUAUUGAUUACUGAAUAGAAGUUAAAUAAAGUAGAUUGUUAUUUGUAUGUUUUUUAGAUUAAUGCCUUAUUUAGCAUUUAAAAUAUUCCAUGUACUACUAGAUUUUUUUUGCAAAUUAUAGAGAAGACUGCUAUAAAAUUCUUUGAUUAACAUAUUUCGAUUUCAGUGGACCAAGUUAUCAUAAAAAAAAUAUUACCUUACUAUGUUAUUUACAAGUAUGCAUUUA
Molecule: messenger RNA, 2860 nt
Organism: Argiope bruennichi
Lineage: Eukaryota; Metazoa; Arthropoda; Arachnida; Araneae; Araneidae
Product: inositol-tetrakisphosphate 1-kinase-like
Exons: 10
Coding region: 340-1719 (459 amino acids)
Biological process (GO): inositol trisphosphate metabolic process
Cellular component (GO): cytoplasm
Molecular function (GO): inositol-1,3,4-trisphosphate 5-kinase activity; magnesium ion binding; inositol-3,4,5,6-tetrakisphosphate 1-kinase activity
Source: RefSeq, a predicted model, not a curated record